Messenger RNA from Closterium sp. Yama58-4, 2217 nucleotides. NCBI's taxonomy places the organism in Eukaryota, Viridiplantae, Streptophyta, Zygnematophyceae, Desmidiales, Closteriaceae. The record is from the annotation of a GenBank genome assembly.
AUGGUGAAGGGAGGGAAGAAGAAGGAAACGAAGCGGUUGAAAGUAAUGCGAGAGGCACGGGAGGAUAUUAAGGUGGAGGGGGCGGAAGAGGAGAGAGAAGAGGAAAUUGUGGAGAUGGAGGAAGAGGGGGGGAGUGAGGUGGAAGAGGAAGAGGGAAGUGAAGAGGAGGGAGAGGGAGUAGAGGGAGAGGAGGAGGAGGAAGAGGAGGAGGAAGGACAAGCGGAGGAAAUGGAGGGAGGGGAGGAUGAUGAUGAGGAGGAGGAGGACGGCGAGGAGGACGUGGAGGAGGAAGAGGAAGGGGAAGAGGAGGAGGGGGAAGAGGAGGAGGCGGAGGAGGAAGAGGAGGAGGAGGAGGAGGAGGAGGAGGAAGAAGAGGAAGGAGAGGAAGAGGAAGAGGAGGAGCAGGAGGAGCAAGAGGAGCAGGGUACAGAGAGCAAAAAGCGGAAGCGGAAGGAGGGAGCCAAGGGCGCGGGAGACGCGGAGAAGUCGGCGGGGGGAUCGGCGGGAUCUGCGGAGAAGAAGGUGGCGGUCGGGACGACCAAGGCGGACAUGGUUGCGAAGGAAGCUUCCGCGAAGGACACGCCGGGGAAGGCAAAGAAAAGCAAGGAGGGGAAAAAGGAGAAGGAGGGGGCGGCGGAGAAAGCGGAGAAAGGGGAUAAGAAGGGAAAGGCGGCGGAGCCGGCGGGGAAGGCGGCGAAGGAGGCGGGGAGCAACAUCAUGAGCGCUGUGGCGUUCGAUACGCUUCACAUCUGCGACGGCACGCGCAAGGGGAUCGAGGAGAUGGGCUUCACGCACAUGACGGAGGUCCAGGCUCGGACCAUACCGCACCUGCUGGCUGGGAAGGACGUGCUAGGUGCGGCGCGCACAGGCUCGGGGAAGACCCUGGCGUUCCUCAUCCCCGCUAUAGAGCUGCUGUUCCGCGGCAACUUCAUGCCACGCAAUGGCACGGGCGUGAUCAUCAUCUCUCCCACUAGAGAGCUUGCUAUGCAGAUCUUUGGAGUGGCGCGCGAUUUGAUGGCCCACCACAAGCAGACCUUCGGCAUCGUUAUGGGUGGCGCGAACCGCAAGGCGGAGGCGGAGAAGCUUAUAAAGGGGACGAACCUGCUGGUGGCAACGCCUGGGCGGCUGCUGGACCACCUGCAGAACACCAAGGGAUUCGUGUUUCGGAACCUCAAGUGUUUGGUGAUUGACGAGGCGGAUCGCAUCCUGGAAGUUGGAUUCGAAGAUGAAAUGAGACAGAUCCUCAACCUGCUGCCCAAGGACCGCCAGACGAUGCUCUUCUCAGCAACCCAAACCACCAAGGUGGAGGACCUGGCGCGAGUGAGCUUCAGCCACACUCCCGUCUACAUCGGCGUCGACGACGGGCGUCACAAGGCCACGGUGGAGGGCCUGGAGCAGGGCUACUGCGUGGUGCCCAGUCAGGACCGCUUUCUGCUUCUCUUCACGUUCCUCAAGAAGAACCUCAAGAAGAAGGUGAUGGUGUUCUUCUCUUCAUGCGCUGCUGUCAAGUUCUACUCUGAACUUCUCAACUACAUCGACAUUCCCGUGCUGGACAUUCACGGCAAGCAGAAGCAGCAGAAGCGCACCACCACCUACUUUGAGUUUGUCAACGCGGAUAAAGGAAUUCUGCUCUGCACGGACGUGGCUGCUAGAGGAUUGGAUAUUCCUGCUGUGGAUUGGAUCAUCCAGUACGACCCGCCCGAUGAUCCCAAGGAGUACAUUCACAGGGUGGGACGAACAGCAAGAGGAGAAGGAGGCAGUGGCCGUGCCCUGCUCUUCCUCAUUCCCGAGGAGCUUCCGUUCCUAAAGUACCUGCGGGCAGCUAAAGUGCCUCUGAACGAAUACGAGUUCCCAAGCCACAAGAUCGCCAAAGUGCAACCGCAGCUGGAGCGGCUGAUAGCAAAGAACUACUACCUGCAUCAGAGCGCCAAGGAUGCGUAUCGGGCCUACCUGCUGGCGUACAGCUCUCAUGCACUCAAAGACACCUUCAACGUGCACCGGCUCAACCUGCAGGGCGUUGCAGCAUCGUUUGGCUUCAGCAGCCCGCCCAAAGUGGUUAUCAACAUGGAUAGCAACGCGUCCAAGUUCCGUAACAAAGCUCACAAAGGUGCUCGGGGCCCGGGGAAAUUCAAUGCCAGCAGCGGACACGCCUUCAGCGCGAGUAAUCCGUAUGGGAAGCGUGAAAGCGACGACAAAAGGCAGUUCACUAGAAUCUAG